AUGGGCAGACUCAUCAAGAACCACUGGGGGAGGUUAAUCAUUCUCACCGCAGCUGCUUACCAGGUUGCUAGCGCUGUCGAGGGCUUUAUCUGGCCCAAAGUUUUCUUCGACUUUAUCUCCAGAAACCUCGAUGCGGCCGUCGCACCGAUACCCGUUCUUCAAAUCCUAAACCUCAUCAUGGGCCUCGUGGGCAUAGCCUGGGAAUGGCCUCUCAAGCCAUUUGCUGGCUCAAUACCCCACCGCAGCAUUGAAAUCCGACUCAUCAUAUACCCUCUUAGCGCCCUCCUCGCGGCGCUUCUCUAUCAAGGCACAGACCCUGCAAUAUAUUAUUUGAUUGGCAUUGGAGUCUAUUUCUGGGCCUACAGUGAAGGCGAGGUUGUUUGCCCAGAGCCUUGGACCUUGCCGAAACGGCAUGGACUACUUAAAGUAUAA
Penicillium vulpinum is the source of this 432-nucleotide messenger RNA. RefSeq lists its product as uncharacterized. The record is from RefSeq and is a predicted model, not a curated record. Bases 1 to 432 code for a protein of 143 amino acids. The transcript is spliced from 3 exons. Lineage: Eukaryota; Fungi; Ascomycota; Eurotiomycetes; Eurotiales; Aspergillaceae.